Molecule: messenger RNA, 1873 nt
Organism: Pocillopora verrucosa
Lineage: Eukaryota; Metazoa; Cnidaria; Anthozoa; Scleractinia; Pocilloporidae
Product: syntaxin-12-like
Biological process (GO): intracellular protein transport; vesicle fusion; vesicle-mediated transport
Cellular component (GO): endomembrane system; SNARE complex; membrane
Molecular function (GO): SNARE binding; SNAP receptor activity
Source: RefSeq, a predicted model, not a curated record
CAGUUAGCGGGGCUGAGUUAUUUCGGGAAAUUCGCAAGUCAUAUGCGAGGUGAUCCAAUACGAAAAGUGAGCAAAUUUGAGAACUUUUAGCCUCGUUGCAAAGGGAAAUAAGCACCAUGUCCUUCGGUGAAUAUACUUCAAACUCCAGCACAGGAUCAAAGGGUGGCUCCACAGAGUAUAACAGACUCUGUAGCUGCGUUAGUAAUAACAUUCAAGCAAUCAACAAAAAUGUCACUACAAUUCAGAAGCUUGUGGACAAGCUUGGAACUUCAGAGGAUAAAUCACAGUUGCAGAGCAGACUACAACAAACAGAACAAGCCACUCAAAAACUUGCCAAGGAAACUCACUCUUACUUGAAGCAGCUUCCUCAUCUGUUUGGAGAAUCACCAUCUGAAAGACGUCAAAGGAAAAUACAAGUAGAGAAGUUAGCAGACAACUUCUCAACAGCUUUGAACACUUUUCAGCAACUUCAGAGGAGUGCAGCAGAAAAGGAGAGAGAAUCUGUUUCACGUGCAAGGUCAAUGUCUGCAGCAAUGCCAACCCCAAGUCCAAUGGGUGGAUAUAAUGAUGAGCAUAGCUCGACUUCAAAUGACAGAGCUGGCAGUGGAUUCCAGGUACAAGCAGAAGAAGAGGUCUCUGUGGAAUUGAUAGAGGAAAGGGAAAGAGCCAUUAGACAACUGGAGGCUGAUAUUGUUGGUGUCAAUGAAAUCUUCAGAGAUCUUGCCACCAUGGUGUAUGAGCAGGGUGACAUGAUAGAUAGCAUUGAGGCAAAUGUAGACACUGCUGCAGUCCAUGUUGAAGACGCCAAUGUCCAGUUACAGAAAGCUAGUCACUAUCAGAAAGCGGCAAGAAAGAAGAUGUGCUGUAUCCUAGUUAUUUUGGUUGUUGUUGCAGGUGCCUUGGGUCUUAUCAUUUGGUUGUCAGUAAGAAAUACCAAAUGAGGUGGAUUUAAGCUUAAAAGCUAAGUUUUCAAAAGAAAGAAACCAUUUAGCUCUAUAGAACAUUACUAUUGGCAAAAAAUAGAAGUCAGAUUAGUUGUAGGACAAUACAUGAACACUAGUGCAUCUUGUGAUUCAUAAGCACAAUGUUGUCUAUUGUGAUUGCAAGCACAUGCACUCUCAUCUAUGCUAUUUCUAUUGUCUAGUUUCAUUAACUAGUGAAAUUAUUUUGAAUUGAUUACCAGGGAUGACCACUUCAUAUUUAGUACUUGGUGAAAAAUUUAGUAUCAGUUGUUGUCUGAAGUUAAUGGUUCUGUCAAACUGUCCCAAAUGUAUAUUGUGUUCUAGCAAUAUUGUGAGUACAAUUUAGUUGUGUGUUCAUGGUUUUCUGAGUUCCACAGUUGUCACUGCUACAGGCCAUUGUCCCUCUUCAUUUAAUGAUUGCCUCUGUAAUGGUUUUCCUUUGUAUAAUACUACUUUAAAAUAAUGUUUAGAUCUCUUAACUUUAGAUGGCAACUGAUCAAUAAAGAUUCAACUUCUUCAUUACCACUUGAAGAUAGAUUAGCUAGAAAUUUACAGAGUUAGGUUUGAAAUAAGGAUUACAGUUACACCAUAAUGUAGACAUAACUGGUAUGAAAUCUUCAUAUCAAAAUGUCACCCAAGUUUUUUUUUCCUUUCAAACACUCAAAUUUUACCACACAUUGGUGUUAACAUUUUAAAAAAGAUGCAAUUUAUUUAGCAGUGCAUAAUUUGUAAUUUUAUGAAAUAAUUUUGCCAAAGGCAUUGGGUUUACUCAUUGAUAGAGAAAUAAGAAAUGUUAACAAAAAGGUUUUUGUGGGUAGAUCAAACCAAGGACUUCUGUAGUGUUCUUAUACUUUUAUAAUGACAAUUAGACAGUACUGUACAAUCCUUUGUUUCCCUCUUGGAGAGUUCAA